Messenger RNA from Xyrauchen texanus (razorback sucker), 621 nucleotides. Its product is annotated as transcription factor HES-5-like. The transcript has 2 exons. The record is from RefSeq and is a predicted model, not a curated record. Gene Ontology annotation, molecular function: DNA-binding transcription factor activity, RNA polymerase II-specific; RNA polymerase II cis-regulatory region sequence-specific DNA binding; protein dimerization activity. Gene Ontology annotation, biological process: regulation of transcription by RNA polymerase II; anterior/posterior pattern specification; regulation of neurogenesis. Lineage: Eukaryota; Metazoa; Chordata; Actinopteri; Cypriniformes; Catostomidae. Gene Ontology annotation, cellular component: nucleus. The coding region runs from base 1 to 465 and encodes 154 amino acids.
AUGGUUGUGCCUGAAAGACUCAAAGGACCAGAGGGUUGUCACAUGAUCAGUGAGGCAUUUAUUGCACAAGAAAUGGAGAGGAAAGAACGUAUCAGCAGCAGCAUUGAGAAGUUCAAGUCUCUUCUGGGUCAAGAGUUCCUGAUGCAACAGCCCGACUCCAGACAGGAGAAAGCUGAUAUCCUGGAGAUGAUGGUUGAUUUCUUGAGACGAAAGCAACAGAAUCCCUCCACCUGCUCCACUGCAGCUCAUGAGGGCUACUCCAGAUGUGUACAGGAGGCCGUCAACUUCUUGUCUCAGUGUCAAGUGCAGACUCAGUCCCAUACAAGACUGCUGAAGCACUUCUUCAACAUGCAGCCUUCCACAGAGAACAGCACAAUUGUCCUGCCUCAGCUCAAUUCACCAGCCUGCCAGACCAGCAGCAAAGAGCAAACUCCAGUCUGCAGUGGACUCUGGAGACCCUGGUAGAGUCUCAAGGACACCUUAUGAUUUAUGAAACAGAAUUCAAAAUGCCAGUCUGAGAUUGGCAUGGAGUGAAAUUCUAAUGUAGGAAUUUAUUUCCACUUCUGUUGCAUUUGCAGAAUGCUUUAACUACUUUCAGAGAAAGUAUGUCAUUUUUUAAAC